CAGAAGACAGGGCUGCCCGCUUCCAGCCUCCCGGCCUGUCCCGGACUCCAACACCCGCACCUUUCAGAGAUAAGAAGAGUAAAAAGAGUCUUCAAAGAAGCAGGCGGUUGUACAGCAUCUCACAGGCAGGAAGGAGUGGAACUGAGGUUUGAAAGUGAGUCGUCAGUCCAGAGCCUAGUGUACUGCCUGGUGUUUAACCUCUGUGCUGAAUGCCUUAACACUUGCAAAGCAGGAACUGAACGCAGCUCUCUCCAUCUGCAAGGCCAUCAUGGAAGUCUCAAAGGAAGCAUUAUUUGAGGAAUUUGAGAACUAUUCCUAUACCUUAGAAUACUACUCGCAGGAGUCUGCUUCAGAGGAGGAGACGCAUCUGAAAAUUGUUCACUGGGUCUCUCUGCUGUUGUGUGUCCUAGCAUUUGUUCUGGGGAUUCCAGGAAAUGCUGUUGUCAUUUGGCUCAUGGGAUUUAGGUGGAAGAAGACAGUCACUACUCUCUGGUUCCUCAGUCUGGCCAUUGCAGACUUCAUUUUCCUUCUCUUCCUGCCCCUGUACGUCUCCUAUGUGGCCUUGGGUUUCCACUGGCCUUUUGGCCUGUGGCUCUGCAAGGCUAAUUCCUUCAUUGCCCAGCUGAACAUGUUUUCCAGUGUUUUCUUCCUGACAGUGAUCAGCCUGGACCACUAUUUCCGCUUGAUCCAUCCUGUCUCAUCUCAGCGGCACCGAACGCUAAAGAACUCACUGGUUGUUGUUCUAUCUGUCUGGCUUUUGGCUUCUCUGCUUGGAGGUCCUAGCCUGUACUUCCGCGACACUCUGGAAGUCAAUAACCACAUUAUUUGUUAUAACAAUUUCCAGGAGCAUGGCCAUGACCUCACCUUGAUGAGACACCAUGUUCUGACCUGGGUGAAAUUCCUUUUUGGCUACCUUUUCCCUCUGCUGACAAUGAGCUUCUGCUAUUUGUGUCUCAUCUUCAAGGUGAAGAAGCGAAGCCUCCCCAUGUCCCGUAAGCAUUUCUGGACAGUCCUUUCUGUAGUCAUUGCCUUCAUGGUCUGCUGGACUCCUUAUCACCUCUUUAGUCUUUGGGAACUCACCAUCCACCACGACAGCUCUUUCCAGCACGUGCUGCAGCAGGCAGUCCCUCUCUCUACUGGCUUGGCGUUCCUCAAUAGUUGCCUGAACCCCAUCCUUUACGUUCUGAUUACCAAGAAGUUUCAAGCUCACUUCCGGGCCUCUGUUGCUGAGGUACUGAAGCAUUCGUUGUGGGAAGUCAACGGCCCUGCCACAGCCAGUGAACAGCUCAAUAGCUGUCUUCCCUAGAAACAGACCGUGUUCCCAGAAACCAGCAUGGAUUCUUCACGUGAACCUCAUAAAAAUUCGUUUCAGAUGAACCUUCGUUCUGAUCUAAACCGACCAUAUUUUUGUUGUUUUUGUUCAGUGUAUUGGCCUUAUAUUUUUGCGUGGGUAUAAAAUGUAGAUUUCUUCUUCCUUGCAAUUUAAAUGAUGCCGCUGUCUGGCUGCCCUCUGGUGGCGACUGUGAUAUUAACAACCUAAAUCUUCCCCCCCCCCCACUGU
Microtus oregoni (creeping vole) is the source of this 1561-nucleotide messenger RNA. RefSeq names its product chemerin chemokine-like receptor 2 (gene Cmklr2). Gene Ontology annotation, molecular function: G protein-coupled receptor activity; complement receptor activity. The record is from RefSeq and is a predicted model, not a curated record. The transcript is spliced from 4 exons. Bases 269 to 1306 code for a protein of 345 amino acids. Gene Ontology annotation, cellular component: plasma membrane. Gene Ontology annotation, biological process: phospholipase C-activating G protein-coupled receptor signaling pathway; complement receptor mediated signaling pathway; inflammatory response. NCBI's taxonomy places the organism in Eukaryota, Metazoa, Chordata, Mammalia, Rodentia, Cricetidae.